ACGAAUAGCAUUAACAUAACGCAUUGCUGCAAGACAGUCACAUGGAGUGAGAAUGAAAAGAUAGCACAUAGUGUUGAUGGGAAGCUAAGUCAUUAAGAAUGAACUGUGAGGAUUUAAGUGUUGUGCAGCAUUUGUCGGAAUAUGGCGUAACUUGAGCAUACUAAAUUGAGGAAUUAUCGUCACAUUUUUUGAGCAUUUCAACGAAGGUUAGGAUUUUCCCAUGCGUUAGAUACAAUGUUCUAGACUACCAUUUAUUUUUCUCUAAAUAUUGAGAAAUAUAUAAGCAGAAUAGUAUUACAAUACCAAUGGCCACUCCUAGCAAACAGAAGCAUGACACUGCCAAACCGACACCCGCCUCACUUGGAAUCAGCACCAUGAAGCCAAAGUUUCAGCAAUAUGCACUUCCUUCUAAAAGACAUGAGUCAUUUACUGAGGCCUCGGUGCCGUGGCCUGAAACUUCGCCCGUCAAAGUUGAGGACUUGGUGGCCGCCGGACUUGUAAAUACAGGUGUUGGAGACAGUGUGCGCUGCUACCAUUGCGGUGGUGGUCUGCGGAACUGGGAGACAGGAGACGACCCGAUGGAGCAGCACGCCAAAUGGUACCCGACCUGCCAACAUGUUCUCAUCACCAAGGGCAAAACUUACAUUCACUGUGUUGAGGCUGGCGAAAACCACGAACACAUGUCAGAGCAAAGAUCUAAUUCAUCGUCGGACAACUCGGCAUCGCAACAGCAACAAGAAUCCAUGCAAGCAGCUGCCGAGUUCGGAUAUUCCGAAGAAAACAUUGCAAUAGCAGCGAGUUUAUUUCGAGAACGAAAUGUGGUUUCUUCCAAGUUAAGAGGUUCUGAUUUGGUGUCAAUUUUGAUGGAGAUGGAAGACGAUCCUGAUCUUGGUUUGAAUGUCAAUGUUUCCGAAUCGUGCUCACCAACUUCACCUUCAAACAAUGCAGAUGUCGAAGGUGACGAUCUUCAAAAUCUCGUUCUUGAGAACGAUAGGCUUAAAGCGUUAUACGACUGUAAAAUCUGUCUGGACAAUCGUGCGGACGUUAUCUUUCUCCCAUGUGGUCACAUUGUCAGCUGUCCCCAGUGUGCUCCCGCCCUGGACCUCUGUCCAGUCUGCCGCAAGUCUAUCAUGGGCCUCGUCAAGGCACAAUUUGCAAACAAAAGAAAUUAUGUUGAUAAUGACUAUGGUGAAUGUGAUGCAUUAUAAGCACUGAAGAUAAAGUGUUCUUCUGGUGACAAACUAUUUUUGCUAAGUAUAAGUAACAUACAGCUAGUAACACUAUAAUAGCAAAUGUAUAUUUAUAAUACGUGCCAAAGGUUAACGAAAGGGUUUGAUGAUGUUAAAAUAUUGUGAAAUCAAAUUGUGAUAUGAACAACUGUGUUAUUCUAUUUCUUGUUUUAUAUACAUAAAAAGAAAAAUUGAUUGGAAAAAUAUAGAAAAAUA
Mya arenaria is the source of this 1445-nucleotide messenger RNA. RefSeq names its product putative inhibitor of apoptosis. Gene Ontology annotation, molecular function: cysteine-type endopeptidase inhibitor activity involved in apoptotic process; ubiquitin protein ligase activity. NCBI's taxonomy places the organism in Eukaryota, Metazoa, Mollusca, Bivalvia, Myida, Myidae. The record is from RefSeq and is a predicted model, not a curated record. Gene Ontology annotation, biological process: negative regulation of apoptotic process; regulation of cell cycle; positive regulation of protein ubiquitination. Gene Ontology annotation, cellular component: nucleus; cytoplasm. The transcript has 5 exons. Bases 306 to 1208 code for a protein of 300 amino acids.